Cavia porcellus (domestic guinea pig) is the source of this 4124-nucleotide messenger RNA. It is a transcript of the gene Pdcd2, whose product is annotated as programmed cell death 2. Gene Ontology annotation, cellular component: nucleus; cytoplasm. The record is from RefSeq and is a predicted model, not a curated record. The coding region runs from base 64 to 1134 and encodes 356 amino acids. The transcript is spliced from 6 exons. NCBI's taxonomy places the organism in Eukaryota, Metazoa, Chordata, Mammalia, Rodentia, Caviidae.
GCGUAGGCACACGACAUCCGCUUCCGCCCAGGCAGUGCCCGGCGCCGUGAUCUCUGUGCUAUCAUGGCGGUCGCUGGACCCAGGGCUGUGGAGCUGGGCUUCGCAGAAGAGGCCCCGGCGUGGCGGCUGCGCAGCGCGCAAUUCCCUAGCAAGGUGGGCGGGCGUCCUGCGUGGCUGAGCGGGGCCGGUCUGCCCGGGCCCGGGGUCCUGGCGUGCCCGCGUUGCGGGCGACCCCUUGCCUUCCUGCUGCAGGUAUAUGCUCCGCUGCCGGGCCGCGCCGACGCGUUCCACCGCAGCCUCUUCCUCUUCUGCUGUCGCGAGCCGCCGUGCUGUGCGGGUUUCCGAGUUUUUAGGAAUCAGCUACCUAGGAAAAAUGAGUUUUACUCCUUUGAGCCACCUUCUGAGACUUGUCCCCCAGAUGCAGGAGAAGAUGUGUGUCUCCAGCUUAAACCUGGCACUCACCUCUGCAGGGUGUGUGGCUGUUUAGCCCCUAAAACAUGCUCCAGAUGCCACCAGGCGCAUUACUGUAGUAAGGAGCAUCAGCUAAUAGACUGGAGAUCGGUACAUAAGCAGACCUGCACACCAGAUCAUGUGGACCAUACAGUUCCAGACCACAACUUCCUUUUCCCAGAAUUUGAAAUUGUGAUAGAAACAGAAGACAUUAUGCCUGAAGUUAUAGAAAAGGAAGAAGACUCUGAGAUUAUAGAAAGCAUGGGAGAAGCACCUGAAGAAGAGUUGGAGUCCAUGGCCAGGCAUGAAUCUAGAGAAGAUAACAUAUUCCAGAAGUUUAAAACUCAGAUAGCCCAUGAACCAGAGCAGAUUCUCAGAUACGGCAGAGGUGUUGAGCCUAUCUGGAUUUCUGGUAAAAAUAUUCCCCAAGACAAGGAUAUUCCAGACUGUCCCUGUGGUGCCAAGAGAAUUUUUGAGUUCCAGGUAUGGGGUAUUUUGGUGAAAACCACCCUGCCUUACGUUUUUGGACAUUGGCAGAUGUUACCAGUGUCACAGGUGCACAUGGGUCAGGAUGGUAGUAUGGAAGGUCAUGCCACAGCUGCUCAACCACCUGAAAGCAGACAGACUGGGCACGAGUGUGGACUGGGGCAUCCUGGCUGUCUUCACCUGUGCGGAGAGCUGUAGUUUGGGCAGUGGCUACACAGAGGAAUUCGUGUGGAAGCAGGAUGUAACAGAUACACCUUAAGGCUUUAAAGCUACUCGUGUCUGAAAGCUUGCAAUUCCAUCCUUAGGACUUUAUCCUAAGGAAGCAACUUAGGGUAGUUACGUAGUAACUUACAGAUCUGGAUGUACCAACAUGCUGCUUGAGACAUUGUUUUAUAAUGUCUAAGUUGCUAAAACAGAAAUGUGUAAUGACAGAGAAAUUAGUAGAUUUUGUUAUAUCCAAGGAGGAAAAGUGUGUGUUACAUCUUUUUUUUUUUUUUUGGUGCUGGGGGUCAAACUCUGACCUCACACUUGCAAAACAGGCGCUUAUGUGGCUGAGCUAAAUCCCUGGCCCAACUAAACACCAUUACAGAUGGUGUUCAUGGUAUAGUAGUUUUGUAAAAAUAUUUAUACGUGUUGUAUCUAUACUACAAAGAUACACUGAACUGGUUACCUGCAAUUGGUGAGAUUGAAGAAGUAUUUUGGUAAAUAAAACCCAAUAAACUACACAACUUAAUUAGGCUGAACUGAAAUCACAGUACCAGAGGUGAUGGUCUCCAGGAAUAUGCUAAGUUAGUCACGAAAAUGCCUGGAGUUGAAGAGGCUCAGCUCCAGAGCUGACUGCGUUCACCACAUGCCCUGCCAGCAGAAGGAGGCCUGUUUUAACUGUUUCUCUCUCAGAUGUGUUUGUGUCCCUUUGAGAUGAUGUCAGAGAGAUCACAGCACCUUUCUGCUUGGAACAGGUGGUUUCCAGAGGGAGACAGGCCCCAUCCACAAGGGUGACUGGGAGACUGACUCAGGAUAGCAGCAGCCUGAGAGAAGGGCGGCCCUGAGGUUGGUGUUCCCUAGGGGGAGGUCCAUUUCUGGUACUUCUAGGCAAGUGGCUGAGUAAGGUUUUAACCAAGUUCAGGUUAAAACAGUGCUAGUGGGUCAGCAGUGCUAGCUUCCAUUGCUGUCUAUGCCAGUGCCCAACGCUGAGGCAAACCCCAGGACACUGCUGAUUAGUGCUGGAGAAAUGACAGUUAAUUCUGAUUAACUCACACAGAGUACCUCAGUCCACAUUGGCUCACAUCCCACCCAGAAACCCUGUUCAGCCUGAAACACUGGUAUCACCAGUCUUCACAUGUACUCAGGACAUGUCACUGGUGUCACUGAUACUUGCCACAUUUACAGAGAGUAUCAGCCAUGACUCUAACAUGCAUGUAGCAACAUUUGAGAACCUGCUGUGGAUUCCCAUGAGGAGACCUGUAACUAGCCACGGUUGUAAAAGGAAGAGAAUUCUGUUGGUUUUUAGCCUGGGGUGGCUACCUGGUGUUCACAGCACUCCGCUGCCAUACAGGUAGCUGCAGCUAGACACAGGUACUUACAGCGCCUGCUGGCAAGCACAGUGGCUUAUGGAACACUGGACAGGUGGGCCCUCUUACCCCAAAUCAUAACCACUUCCUUAACUUUUAAGAGCAGAGUAAGGGCUUGCCGAGCUUAAGAGCUGUUGGGGACAUCACCAGGUGACCUGGAUGUUGCUCCAGGCAUGUUGGAGCACUUAGCCAUGCUGUGAUUGGGUGUGUGCGUCACCUUUAAGAUGAUGACAAAAAUACAACAGAACCUUUCUGCUUUUUUUUUUUUUUUUGUCUUUUUCAUUUUGAUCGGUACCAGGGAUCGAACUCAUGACCGCCUGCUUGCAAGGCAGGUGCUUAUGUCACUGAGCUAAAUCCCCAGCCCCCAAACCUUUCUGCUUAACACAAGUGGUUUCAGGAAGGAAACCAGUGGUCCAAAGCAUCAGAAUGAAAAUGUCACAGCACCAACUGGCAACAGCACCUACUUGAAAAUUAGUAAUAUGAAAAUUUUAAGACGCUCCCAUUUCCUUCAGCAUUAUCAAGACAUUUUCAAAAAUACCAUAGGCCAAUCCACACAUCACCUGUGUAACCUAACAGCCACAGCAGCUGCCCUCAGCUGGCCUUUCCAUCUCAGAUACUGUAUGCUGGCAUAAUACAGUCAUCCUUGUCUGACUUCUGAGAGCAUAACAAAAACGUUUUAAGGAUUUUUGGCAGCUGUACUGAUGAUAACGUUUUACUCAGAAUGGCUCAAGUAAUGUAGGGAGAAUAAACGAGCAGUUACAGAUGGGUAUUGUAACUACUCAUCCUCCAUGUCCUUAAGAAAGCUGAGCUACACCAAAAACUCGGGCUGCCUGAGUGAGCCAGAGAGCCUGAAAGUGGGGAAGGAAACACCGGCCAAACUUCAGAGCUGUAAACGCAAUUUCUUAGGGAAGGCCAGUGGUUCUGAGAGGCUAGCACAACUGUUUCUGUGGGAUGCAGCUGGACAAGGGCAUGGGUGGCUGGCUAUAGACAUAGUAUAUAACCUUAAGCAUUCAGACAUGCUGCAUCCUACAUCCGUUCUACAACAUGCACAUCAAAAGUCACAGCUACUGAUACAGAAAAAGAUAUAAUUACUGCUUUUAGAUGACUACAUGCCGAGAACUUAAAGUACAAUCAAAGAAUCGGCAGCAGUAUUAAAAAGUCCAUGAACAGACUGGUAAAUACAACAAAAAGAACUUUAAAUUGCUAUGAAAAAACUUUGUUAAUAAAACAACAGGAGCGGUAACAUAUAUAGGAACAUAAUAUAUAUAGGAAGUACAAAUAGGAAAUGAUGUUGAGUGUAGGGAGGUGGUACAUUGCUGUAAUCCCAGCACUGAGGAGGCUGAGGCAAGAGGACCUCCUAGUUUGAGGCUAGCCUGGACUACAAAGCAGAAACUUGUCUCAAAAAUAGCAACAACAAAACCAUGUAAAAUCCCUGUGUGAAAACAGUUACAAGGCUCUACUGAGGAAUGGAGAGGACCGAUUUAGACACAAUGCUGGAGUGUCUUCAACAGUAAUAACUGAAAUGUAAGAAAAAGGUACUUUAUAUUACUCUGUUUUGUUUCAUCUUACUGUUUUGUGUUACUCCCUUUAAAAUAAAAAAGGGCACUUCAUACAGUG